This is a messenger RNA of Phascolarctos cinereus (koala), 6023 nucleotides long. Lineage: Eukaryota; Metazoa; Chordata; Mammalia; Diprotodontia; Phascolarctidae. The record is from RefSeq and is a predicted model, not a curated record.
AGAGACAGAGAAAGAGAGAAGAAAGAGCACUGACUGACUAUAUUUUCGCUGGAAAAGCAGUCUCCUCUCAAGGAAACUUACAGCCACCAAGAAUCAAGCACAAGCUGGAACUGGACCAGCUAAGCUGUUGACCUUCAAUGCCUGAUUCCCAUUCUUCUAGAAGUUCUUAUAGAUAAGAAGCCUCAAGUUCCCUCAGAAAAGCCACUGUCACCAGGCCAAGUCAGUGCUACUACCAUGUCCCCCUCACUGGAUUUCACCAUCAUGGGGAAAAGACCACCUAUCCAGCACUGAGCAGAUGUCCCACCUCAACUGCCUGGAUGAAAUUACCCCAAGGCCGCUGUCUUACACCUGCUACAAGAAUAAACUAACUCCCUCCUCGUGGCUCCAGCAACACCUGGCCAUAGCUGGGCUGUACCUGACUCUGCCUGAUUCCACAGCAAUGGCUGAACCAUAACUUCGCCUUCAACACCACAGGCAUCAGGAAGCCACCCCAACCUUGCCCUUACACCAUAGGCAUGAUACAAAUGACAGGAUAACCUCUGUGGCCUUGCAACCAGUGAGCCAACGUCAUGUUCCUCCACUCAGCCCCAAACACCAGCCUCAGUCAUUGGUAGAGCCAAACUCCUACCAGGCAUAAAUGCCUUCCGGUCCUGACCACCUUCCCAAGAUUUUCCCAAAAAAUGACCACUCAGUGACCAAGGCUCUGACACACUCCAACCAACAGCCCCUAUCUUCAUCAAUUGCUGACCACCAGGCUGGUCUUCCCCAGUUCCUGAAUCAGAGAACAAUGUAUUGUAGCUAGACCCAGAAUACGCCCUGACUACCAGGCCAAGGACCCGCCACCUAUGCAAAGGAGCCAUGGUAGCCAAGUUCAAACUCCACCAAGGCCCUGGAGCCAGGCCAGGGUGGCAACUGCUGCUGCAGUAAAAUUUUUCCACCCGAAACACCAGACUAUGGUUCACUGCCAACACCUUGUUUUGAAUGCUGAUACAUCAGAGUACAUCAGUGAAAACAUUGGACCUGGACCACUGGGUCCAGAGAAAAACUUCCAAGGUGUCCUAUCCUGGUCUCCAUCUCGAGGAAACAAUAUCAUUGUUACGAUGUAUUGAUCACCACUCCCAGAUCCUGGCUAGAUAUCCAACAUCUCUGAGUCAGACGACUAGGAGGCCUCAUAACCGCCCAAAAUGGGUCAAAGACACACUUUUACCAUCACUAGGUCCAAACCACCAGUCUGGGCUAAGACCUUCCCCAUGGAGCAGUGGAAUACCUGGUCACUGGAGAAAGGCCAUGUCAGUACCCUUCUCAUUACAUCAGCAUAUACCUGAUGUUCUACCUCAACCUCACCAUGGUGACCAAGUCAAAGAUGUAUCAGCACAACUAGACCAACAGGAAACAGUGCCACCUAAAGCAGAUGUAGCCACAGCUCUAAAUGGUCAUAUUCACUGGACAAAACCUCUAAGCAACAUAGAACACCAAGAGACAAUUCCACUUGGUCCUCAUCAUCAAGCUACGUCUUCUCACAGCCAUGACCACCAAGCUGAGGGUACACCAGAUCCAAAUACCCAGAUUGUACUCAAAAAAGAUCAAGACAAGUGGAAGGUGACAAAUCCCAUAAUCCAGGAAUACCAGGCAAGGCUUCCACAGGGCUUACUAGACCUUCAGGAUACAACUUUACUUAGUUCCAAAAACCAGACCAUACCUCUAACCAUCAGUGACCACCAGGCUGGCGAUAUGCCAAAUUCUAGUGUCCCAGUCAAACUCCACGAGGAAGCAGUCAACUGGGAAAUAGGACCAAUUGGACAAGAUCAACAGACCACAACUCCAACAAGCCAGGGCAAUUGGAUGGCCCUUCUUCCACCAGACAUACUACACCUCAACAUGAUUCUACCUAGUGGCUCUGACCACCAGGUCAUAUCCUCUCCCAAUCCUGACUUCCAGGCUGAGGAUAUAUCAGGCAAAAAUACCCAGAGCAUCUGUCCAAUUGCAGAAGAUCACUGAGAAACAAGGCUAACAGAAAGAGACCUCCAGACCAUAGUUAUCAUAGAUCAGGGUCAUAAGGUCAUUUCUUCACUGGGAAAAGUCUAUCAGGACACAGAUCUCCCUGACUCUGACAACCCAGAUGCACCUCCACCCAGCUAUGACUACCAGAGUCAGAAUGCACCAGAACUCUUUGACCCAGUCAUAUACCAACAAAAACUAGAACCCUGGGAAAUAAUAUCAUCAGAGCUAGACCACCACAUGACAGCUACUAUAAACCAGGAUCACUGGGGAGCACUCCCAGUGGACAAGGAACAUCAAGACACAGCUCUCCCUGACCCUGAUGAUCAGGAUACAUCCCCAUCAGCUUGUGACUACCAGGAUCAGGAUGAACCACAUUCCCAUAACUCAAUCAUAGUCCAACAAAAACAGGAACCCUGGGAAAUAUUACCAGAACCAGGCUAUCAGGUAACAACUCCCACAGGCCAGGGUCAGGGGGCAAAACCUCCACUGGGCAUAAUAGACCCUGAUGAUGUAACUAUCAGGUCACAAAUACCAGGCUGCACAUCCACCUACCCCUGACCAACAACUAGAUAUGUCAGAGGGGAUGUUAGCCUGGAAUGGCCAAGUCCCACUCCAACAAGAGCAAGGUCAAUGGGAAGCCGUACCACUGACACAGAACCCCCAGGUCAUGACUCCGGGCCAGGUUCCCCAGACAGCACUCCCACUGAAGCUGGAACAGCAGGAUACAACUCCAUCUGGCCCUGAUCCCAGGGCCGUGUCUUCACCCAGUCAUGACAACCAAGCCAUAAAUGUAAUACACUCCAUGGCCCAACCCACACUCUAACCAGAACAAGGACAUGGAGAAACAACAUCACCAGGAGUAGAAAAUGGGGAAAUAGCUCCUGGGAUCAUCAGGAAAUGGUUCCUCUACUGGGUAUAGAAUACCACAAUACCAUAAUAUCUGGUCCUGACCACUGGACAACACUUCCACCCAGCCCUAGCCACCAGAAUGUGGAUUUAUCAGAUUCCAGUGCCCAGGUUACAUUCCAACAAAAACAAGAUAAUUGGGAAGCAAUCCCACCAGGACUAGACUACUGGGAGGACGUACCUCCAAAGAGCCCCGACUCUGAGGCUGAGGACAAACAGGAUCCUACUAAUAUCCAGUUCACACUUCAAAGAGAACAAGAUCACUGGGAAACAGUGCAGCAUAGGGAAGACUACCCUUGCAUAACUUCACCAGGACCUGAAGAUCAGACUUUGACUCCACUAUCCCCUGAUCACCAAAAUGAGGAAAGACCAGACUGCAAUGCCCAGACUAUAAUUUCCCUCCAGAUAGGACAGCAUGACUGAGAAACAAUGCCAGACAGGGCACACCAACCAGCCAUUAUAAUUCUCCCACCCCAGGAACAUGUGAAAUACAACCACUGAACUUAGACCACAAGGACACUGUCUCUAUGUCCUCCCAGCCCUGAAGACCUGACCUCUUCUCCAUUGACUAUUGACUACAAGACUAAUAGCACUCUGGAUACCAAUGCCCAGAUAACAGUUCAACUAUACCUAGUCUCCCAGGAAAGAUGGCAUUAGAAACAGUCUGCCAGCCUGAAAUUUCAAUGACAACAGAUCAUGGAGCAACAGCUGCACCAGGCAUGAACCCUAAGGACACAUCUUUCCCUGGACCCCCAAACCAGGCUAUGUCUUUACUUAGCUCUGACCAACAGAGUAAAGAGAAACCAGAUCUAAAUGACCAAGUCACACUUCAAUCAGAACAAGAUCCCUGGAGAGUGAUGCUACCCAGAACAGACCACCAGAUGACAACUUUCAGAGGCCAGGUUUCUGAAACAACACUCUCACUGGGCUUAUACUGCCAUGAAAGAACUCUUCUGAACUUGAGCAGACCACAGCUCUGCCAUGCCCUCACCACCAGGCCAAAGACAAUAUUCCAGAUACCAGUGCUCAGGACUCAGUUCAAACAGAACCAGACCACUGGGAAACCAUGCCACCAGAGAGAGACUUUUGGGCUAUCUUUGUGCCCCAAGACUCUCAGGCAAUCACUUCCACAGGCCAGGAUCAUCAAGCCACUCUUCCUCCAGACUUAGGCCCCCAAACUCCAUUUGAACCUGAGGCUCAGAGCACAACCCUAAGUCCUUCCCACCAGGUUAAGGAUGUGCCAGACUACAAUGCCAAGCUGUCAUUUCUAACAGAACAAGGACCCUGGCAAAUAAUGCCAGUGCUGGGAACAGAUCAACAGGCCACAACUCUCACAGGCCAUGUUGAGAAGGCUAUACCUCUAUCAGAGUUAGAGAACCAGGACACAACUUCACCUGGCUCUAAGCCCAUGGCCACACUUCCACCCAACCCUGAUCAUUCCUCCACUGAACAUUGACCAUAAGGCCAGGGACAUUCCAGACACCAAUACCCAGGCCUCAGUUCAACCAGAACUAGACCACUGGGAAACUAGACCACUAAACAUAGACCAGCAGGUCUCAAUAACCAGGUCAAGAUCAUAAGGCAAGACCUCAAAUGGGGCAUUGACCCUGAGGACACAAGUUUCCCUGGCCCCAACUGUUGGGUAACACUAUUCACCCCUAGCCUCCAGUCAGAAGCUGCUCCAGAACCCCAAACUCAGAUAACAUCUCCAUCAAAUGUACCUCACUUAGUGAAAAUGUCAAUGAGAUCAUACUGUCAAGUCACAUUUCCAUACUUUCAUACUUCCAUACUUCUUGAUCCUCUAUUCAUUCCUGAAUACCAACCUGAGACUAAAUCAGGUUCUUCCACCAACUUUCUGGAAAUAGCUCCCAUAAAUCUGAUGAAUAAUCAGGAAACCAACUCACCAACUGCAAAAUAUAGGACUAUACUUGGACUUCCAUCGGGUCCUAGGUAUAAGACUCAAAUUCUAACAGGUCGUAAUGACCACAAGUCUGGGGCUGGACUGACCCUGGAGAUGAAGUUGAAUCUGAACUCCUAUACCAUGCCCAGCCUGAGCAGAAUAGGCGAGUUCCAAAACUUUUAAAUUAUAUCAAACUAUGCAUCAUUGAAGUGGGAGAAAGCAUCCCUACUAUAACUGUUCAUGCCAUCAUCAAUUUCAUCCCUCAGCAUACAAUCAAAAAUGACAUCUGUAAGCAGAUUAUCCUUCAUGGAAUAAAGGAAUUCUUCACUCAACAUCCUGGUGGAAAGAUCUUGUGUAAAUAUAUGGUCUGUCUAGCCUGUGUCUCUUGGAUCCCAAAUGGCUGUCCUCUUGUUCAUGGAAUAAUUAAAUACCCAUGUGGGGCACAGUUGGUGGCCACACCAAUAAUGGUAUCCAGUUCCGAGAAAGACAUGGCUGUGAAGUUUGUCCUCAAAUGUCCCCAGACAUUGACAUACUCCCUUUCUGACCCCCCAAACGCUUUUUUAUACAGGUCUUCACACCGUCACCCACCAACACUUUCAGUAUCUUCCCAUACAUCUCCUGUGCCUCCUCAGCCUAAAAAGUCAAAAAGGGUUGGUGAUUUUUUUCCAGCCUCAGGAAAGAGCCAAUAAAACUGGAUGCCAACAGUCACUCAAGAAGAGUAACAGAAACAGAGAGGAGGAGGAACCAAGAAGAGGACCCUGGAAAUUUUUCAGAUUUCUGCUAGAGGAACUUCAAAAGAGACAAAGGAGAAAUUAAGUGACUGUAUUUUUUUAAAGGAACAGAUCCUUUUAUGUGACUUCAAAACUUGAGUCUUAUUUUGUACCUUAUUUUUUAAUUUUAUGUAGAGAGAUAGAGGCACAUAGGGAGUAGACAAAUCUGGAUUUUUUUCUUUUUUAAUAGAUUUUUAUUGAGAUUUUUUUUUGGGGGGGAGGGGCAUCUGGCUCAUCCCUGCCCACCUAGAUACUCAAUAGUCCUUUCACUGUGGCUCUCCACCCAGCCCAGACCACUUAACUUCUUUCACUGUCUUGCAACUGGGCUAUCCCAGGCUAUUUACCAUUGCUUAAUCCUACCCAAAUCUUUUCACAGUCUUUUUUUCAUAUAUGAGUAUUAGUCUUACCCCCCCAUGAAGUUGCAGAUUCACUCAGAAUCUAGCUCC